AGUGUGUAAAGCGCAACCAAUCACAGAGGACGAAGGAGAAGCCAACGCAGAGCUGUCGUUAGCUUCCUGCAAAUUUUAGUUUCUUCUUAGUUAUUUAUAGAAUAUAGUUUUUUUAAUCGCUGGUCAUAAAAAAAGGCUAAUUUUAGCCGCUGGAAGAAUGGGUCGAAGCAGGAGUCGAACACCCCCGAGGCGAGAGAGAAGACGAUCCCGCUCGACCUCACGAGAACACGAGCGACGCCGACGGGACAGGGACCGCUCUCGCUCGAGGGACCGGGACCGAGAGCGCCGCAGAUCUCGCUCACGCUCGCCGCACAGAAGACGGUCCAGGACUCCUCCCAGACGCCAUCGCUCCUCCUCCCUCUCUCCUGGGCGGCAGAAGGACGAGCGGAAAGAGGCGAAAGACAAACCUGGGAAGUCCAUUCAGAUCUCAGCUGAGGAUAUGCAAGGCAAAACAGAGGAGGAAAUCGAGAUGAUGAAAACGAUGGGGUUCGGUUCCUUUGACACAACCAAGGGUAAGAAAACGGAUGGAUCGGUUAAUGCAUAUGCAGUCAAUGUUACCAUGAAGAGGAAAUACAGGCAGUACAUGAACAGGAAGGGAGGCUUCAACAGGCCGCUGGACUUCAUCGCUUAAAGGUGCCAGCAGCUCGUUUUUCACCAUCAGUCUCUCCUCCCUGCAGGAGGACAAGGACAGUAUGGAUUUAUUUCUAUUAAAUGUGUCUCGUGAUGCAGCAAGUCUUUUUUUUAAUUUUUUUUUUUUUUUAUUUAACCUUGUAAAAAGUUUUUCCUCCAGUUGUUCUCACUCAGGUCAGACCUGGUGGGAGGUGGAGCUUUUUGUUGUUGAGAUUUGUGCUGUAUUCUUAAUAAAUGCAUAAAAAAAAUGUUGGUGCAGUGCUGACUAUGAAACCUUUAUUUAUUUAUUUUUUCUUACCAUCUUUGACUCAUUUAUCCAUCGGUACAUCAUCAAACACUUUCUUUUCUUGCUCUUUUGGCUUCUGUAUACCUUUCUGCUUGGUUUCUUUCUUGUGAAUGUUUUUUCUGCUGAUAAGAAUCCAGCCUGGUAUCAUGGAGUCCUGCUUCUCAUCCAGUGCUGAAAAUAACUAACCACUAAUAAAUAAACGUAUUUAACCAAGAA
Messenger RNA from Xiphophorus maculatus (southern platyfish), 1132 nucleotides. RefSeq names its product small nuclear ribonucleoprotein U4/U6.U5 subunit 27 (gene snrnp27). The transcript has 6 exons. NCBI's taxonomy places the organism in Eukaryota, Metazoa, Chordata, Actinopteri, Cyprinodontiformes, Poeciliidae. Gene Ontology annotation, cellular component: precatalytic spliceosome. The record is from RefSeq and is a predicted model, not a curated record. Gene Ontology annotation, biological process: RNA splicing. The coding region runs from base 158 to 631 and encodes 157 amino acids.